Magallana angulata is the source of this 3219-nucleotide messenger RNA. RefSeq names its product insulin-like growth factor-binding protein complex acid labile subunit. The record is from RefSeq and is a predicted model, not a curated record. Lineage: Eukaryota; Metazoa; Mollusca; Bivalvia; Ostreida; Ostreidae. Gene Ontology annotation, molecular function: protein binding; transmembrane signaling receptor activity. The transcript has 3 exons. The coding region runs from base 203 to 2836 and encodes 877 amino acids. Gene Ontology annotation, cellular component: membrane. Gene Ontology annotation, biological process: immune response; toll-like receptor signaling pathway.
UUUUGGGAAAUCGGAACGAACGACAACCGUCGGUUUUUCAGGUCAUGAUUUCCUGCUUGACUCAUGAUAACGACAACAAAACAGGAGCCAAGUGUAAACAGGACUCUCAUCAAUGUAGCGUGGAUCUAUUGUUUUAAAAAUAGAUGAUAUAGCGGUUUGAAAAAAACAAGUGCAACUGCCAGGGGAAAACAACAAAAAGAAGAUGACUUUGGCAAUGUUAUUAAGCUUGUUGCUGUUGCUAGUAGAUGUUGCAUGGACAAACACUUGUCCCGCCAAGUGUUUUUGCAACAGGGUACUUACUUCAGUCAACUGUGACGGUAAAAGGUUAAUGGAAAUACCAACUGGUCUACCAAAAUCAGUUCAAAAACUUUAUCUGCGCUUCAACGAAAUUGCGAACUUGGAGCCAAAUUCACUAUGUGGUCUUCCUGAAUUGCAGGAACUUUACCUACAGAAUAAUAAACUGUCUAUACUAAAGAGUUGGACAUUCAAUGGCACCAGUUUACCGAAUCUAAAAGUGAUACGACUUGACAACAAUCGCAUCAGUUCUUUGGAAGAAAAUGCAUUUUUCAAUUUGACAAGUCUAAAUUUGACCUAUUUUACUAAUAACUAUAUCACAUUCAUUCAUCCACGGUCAUUUGUUGAAUGUUUAAAGAUGUCAUUUUUGCAUUUAGGACAAAACUAUUUAGAUCACAUUCCAGCAAUAUCAUUACUACCUGGACUACAACAAUUUAGCAUACAGGGAAAUAAAGUCAAGAACGCAACAUUUCCUGAUACUUACGAGAAUUCAAAAGAGCUUGCAACAAUUGGUCUAAGUUCAAAUCUGAUAGAAAAUCUCACUAAAGAAACUUUUCAAAACCUGCAAAAUUGUCCCGUCAGAAAAUUGGAACUAUCCAGAAAUAAAAUAACUUACAUUUCCAAGGAAGCAUUUCUGCCGUUGACAAAACUUGUGUCUCUCACAAUAAGCUCAAACCCUUUAACGGCAUCAAAACUACAAAUUGGAUUAGAAGGUCUCAAGUCCUCAUCGCUGAGCUCACUUAAUAUAGCAAGACUGCAGCUUGGAGGUCAAUUGCCCUCGUCCACAUUUGCACUUCUAAAUGGAACAUUACUGAAGCAAUUGCUUAUGAGUGAUAACAUAAUCAACCAACUACCUAGUCGUGCCUUUGCUAGUUUAAGGAGGCUAGAACAGAUCGAUCUGAAGGGUUGCAAGAUUCAGACUAUCGCCAACGACACCUUCGCCGGUCUUGAUACUCUCACCAAUUUGAACCUGGAAAACAACCUUUUAAACAAAGUUCCAACAAAUCUUCCAUCAACGCUUAAUAUACUGUAUCUGAAUAGGAAUCAAAUCAUUGCUCUUGGUGAAAAUGCAUUUGUUAAUCUAGUGUCGUUGAAAAACCUCUAUUUGGAUUCCAACAAAAUUUCUGAGGUUAACAAAUUAGCAUUCAACGGUUUAGUCCGCCUACAAAAGCUACAUCUCGUUUCCAAUAGCAUAAGUAGUCUAGCCGCAGAACUGUUUGCUCCAUUCGGACAACUAAUAUCCCUGGACUUGAGCAAUAACAAUUUAAAAGCUAUUCAAAAUUCGCCAGACAUUUUCUCAUCCAUGACGUCCUUAACGUCUCUCUCGCUUGCUGAAAACGGGUGUAGUUCUCUGCCGUUACAGUCAUUUAACCAUUUGCAGUCAUUAAAACAUUUAAAAUUUGAUGACAACAAUCUUGAAGGUCUAAUUGGAAGUGACAAUAUUGGAACUUUGUUUGCUGGAUUACACAAACUAGAAACACUUAGUCUUUCAAAAAAUUUUCUACAUAACCUACCGACUUCGAUUUUUAGGGAUCUUAGUUCUUUACAGACGUUAACAAUGAAGAGCAAUAGAAUUUCUGGUUGGAACAAUGGUUUAUUCAAACAAACGUCUGCGCUUAGAAGUCUUGAUCUUAGCGAUAAUUCCAUAUCGUUGGUGAAUUCAUCUUCCCUGGCAGAUCUCUCCCAAAACAGUAAUUUUCAAAUGCUGAAUCUGAGUAACAAUCCCUUAGCAUGCACUUGCGACCUUCGAUGGUUUAGGGAUUGGGUAAACCAAACUAGAGUAAACAUUGCAAAUGUCGAUAAUUACGUGUGCAAUUCUCCGAAUGUAUGGAAAGGAAAACCUUUCCUGUCAUUUGAUAGAACCAAAAUUAACUGCGUUUGGUUUAACCUGUAUUUUGUGGUCGGGGUUAGCGUAGCGUCUGGUCUUACAGUACUUGUCUUCUGCGUCAUUAUCUACAAGAAGCGAUGGUGGAUUCUUUACCGAUGUUACCGUCUGAAAAACUGUUGUGUGGUCAGUGAAGCUCGCUAUCAGCCAAUAAAUUAUCAGGAUGGACAUGAAUUAGUAUUUGACGCGUACAUAUCGUAUGCAGAUGACGAUUACAAAUGGGUCCUUGAACAGCUACUGCCCGAUAUAGACUCUGGAGAAUUGUCACCGGGAGAACCAUUCAAAGGGGAAUUCAAGUUAUAUUUUCACGAUAGGGACUCUGUCCCUGGAAGCAGUAUGAUUUCCAGUAUCUCCGACAACAUUGAAAUGAGCAGAAAAGUCAUCAUCGUUUUGACAGAAAAAUAUCUCUCCAGUGCUCGGCACAAAUUCGAAAUUGAUCUUGCUGUAAUGUUAAAAUCACAAGGUGUCAUCGACGAUAUUAUUGUCAUUAAUGUUUGUGGUGUUUCGUUUGCAUGCAUUCCAAAAUCGCUGCAAAGAAAAGUGUCUAAAGAUGAGUUUUUGCUCUGGAAAGAUGAUGUGGAUGCCAUUUGGUUAUUUAAACAAAGACUAAAAGCAGAACUUAAACAUAUGAAAGACGUGACUGAGGUCAUAGCUUAACUGUCUGUUUAAUGAGAGCAUUUACCUUAUCUAGGUGUUUGUCAAAGAUAUGCCUUUAUGUGUACCUACUGUGUGUUUUAAAUAUCAUGUUGUUAAAAAUAAUUGCUGUAUGAAGGGUUAUUUUUUUCCCAUGUAAUUUCGCCCAUCUACACUUGCAAACAGUUUCGCCCCUCCUUAAAUUCGCCACAUGCAGUUGUGUUUUAAGAGAGAUAAUUUGAUACAUUCACAUUCGCCCAGCCCUAAAUUCGCCCGAUGACAACGAGGGCGAAAGGGGAGAGGAAAAACCAGAAACCCUGUAUACAGCACUAUUUCUUUUAUAGCUGGUUUUCCAUUUUUUAUCAUUAUCCAUUAUUAAAUAGAAAAUACAAUAAAAUUUAGGGUUU